UAAUUUACAUGUAUUUGGAUUUUUUAGCAAAGACAUGUAGCACAAUACAUUUUGGAGUAAAUUUAAGACGAAAUGAUCUGUUUGAAAAAUUUUAUAAAAGAAACAAAUAAACUUUUUUUUUUUUUCAAAUUUUGUGCACUUUUUUUAUUUAUAGCUCAAAAAGUAAAGUGCCCAGUGGCGAUUAAAUACCACCAAAAGAAAGUUCUAUUUGUGAGAAAAAAAUGAUCAAAAUUUCAUAUGGGUACAAUGUUGCAUGAUCGCGCAAUUGUCAAUCAAAGUGCGGCAGCGCUGAAAGCUGAAAAUUGACCUGGUAAGGAAGGGGGUAUAAGUGCCCCAUAGGCAAGUGGUUAA
Molecule: messenger RNA, 351 nt
Organism: Staurois parvus
Lineage: Eukaryota; Metazoa; Chordata; Amphibia; Anura; Ranidae
Source: the annotation of a GenBank genome assembly